Messenger RNA from Lycium ferocissimum, 1170 nucleotides. Its product is annotated as probable xyloglucan endotransglucosylase/hydrolase protein 26. The coding region runs from base 50 to 937 and encodes 295 amino acids. The record is from RefSeq and is a predicted model, not a curated record. Gene Ontology annotation, cellular component: apoplast; cell wall. NCBI's taxonomy places the organism in Eukaryota, Viridiplantae, Streptophyta, Magnoliopsida, Solanales, Solanaceae. The transcript has 4 exons. Gene Ontology annotation, molecular function: xyloglucan:xyloglucosyl transferase activity; hydrolase activity, hydrolyzing O-glycosyl compounds. Gene Ontology annotation, biological process: cell wall biogenesis; xyloglucan metabolic process.
CACACCAUUAGUUUCAAGAAACUGAGUAGUAUAUACGUUAGUUAAUUUUAUGUUCAAAAUGGGCAGCUCUCGAGUUAUUUCUAUGGCUAAUUUGUUGAUUAUUUCAGCAAUUGCUUUAUUUGGUUCAGUUAUGGUGAAUGGUAUGAUGUCAGAUAGCAUGUACAUUAGUUGGGGUUCUCAUAAUUCUUGGAUGCAAGGAGAUGAUCUUCAGCUUGUCCUUGAUCAAUCCUCUGGUUCAGGGGUGCAAUCAAAAGGAACAUAUCUUUUUGGAAGCCUAGAAAUGCAAAUCAAAUUAGUACCUGGGAACUCUGCUGGAACAGUCACUGCAUACUAUUUGUCUUCAACUGGUGACAAGCAUGAUGAGAUCGACUUCGAGUUUCUAGGAAAUGUAUCAGGGCAACCAUAUAUUAUCCACACAAACAUUUUUACUCAAGGUGCAGGAGGCAGGGAACAACAAUUCUAUCCGUGGUUUGAUCCAACUGCUGAUUACCAUAACUAUACCAUUCAUUGGAACCCCACCGCAGUUGUAUGGUACAUCGACGAUGUUCCAAUCAGAGUCUACAAGAACUAUCAGAGCCAGGGCAUUCCCUAUCCGAACACGCAAGCAAUGGCAGUUUACUCCAGCCUUUGGAAUGCUGAUAGUUGGGCAACUAGAGGUGGCCUUGACAAAAUUGACUGGACUAAUGCUCCAUUUGUAGCCAAGUACAGAAAUUUCGUGCCACGGGCGUGUCCCUGGAACGGACCCGUUAGCAUAAGCCAAUGUGCAGCUCAAACUCCAGAAAAUUGGUAUACUUCUCCUGAGUACAGUCAAUUGAGCUAUGCUAAGCAAGGACAGAUGGAUUGGGUCAGGAACACUUACAUGAUUUAUGAUUAUUGCAAAGAUACGAAGCGAUUCAACGGACAAUUUCCUGGAGAAUGCUUUAAGCCUCAAUUCUAACAAUGAAUUGAGUCCAAUAUAUAGCAGCAUAUGAAGUAUAUUAAUAUGUUCUUAUUUUUUCAUGAUUUUUUAAUGUAACUAUUCCAUUCUUUUUUCCCGUUUUGCUAAGAAAUUUUACCCCCAUUCUUUUUACAAAUUAAUGUUGUUUUGGUUGUGGUAUUUGUUCUCUGAGAGGUUUAUGUAUAUCAUUGUCCAAGACAUAUAAUAAAUAAAGUAUUUAUAAUGAUGCAAAA